Linum tenue is the source of this 1463-nucleotide messenger RNA. NCBI's taxonomy places the organism in Eukaryota, Viridiplantae, Streptophyta, Magnoliopsida, Malpighiales, Linaceae. The record is from the annotation of a GenBank genome assembly.
CCCACACCUUGCUUACUGGCUACUGCUAAACAUUUCCCCUCGCUCCACGUGGUUUUGGUGGAGAAACUGAGGAGCGAAGAGAGAGCAGGCGGACAUUACAAAGACACCCUCCUUCGCCUCGCAACAUAGUCCGUCACUCAUUCAUAGUUCAGCUAACCAACUAAUUCUCUUCUCCCCCCACGCUAUAAACUCCUCCUCCAUUCUCCCCCAUUUUGAAGCUCCAAUUCAAGUCCUCUCCCAUGGAGUCCUCCGUAUUUCUCCGCUCUUUCCACUGUUCGGUGCCUACGGUUUCAAACGCACAGCCGCUAGCAGAAAGGCCCGGUGCAAUUUCUUCUGUCCAGACUUUUGGCUUCAGCAGGACGCUUGUUUGCUCGCCGGUCAAGAGGAAUUUGUCGAUAGUAUCGUGCGCCAAGACAUCUGAUUCUUCUGUAGCGUCCAAGUCUGCUGCAGAUGGCUCUGUACCAGCUGCGUCAGAGAAUAAUGGUGUGCCACAUCGUGCAACUUUCCCCAGUGGAUUUGAAGCUCUGAUGCUAGAGGUCUGUGAUGAAACAGAAGUUGCUGAGCUGAAACUGAAGGUGGGUGACUUCGAAAUGCAUCUGAAGCGUAACAUAGGAGUUACACAUGCCCCACUGUCCAACAUUUCACCAACAGUGCCACCACCUAUUCCAUCUAAACCAAUGGAUGUAGCAGCUCCUGCUGCUCCACCAGCACCAACUCCACCACCAAAAAAGUCCAAUCCAUUUACAAAUGUCUCCUUUGGAAAGUCUCCAAGGUUGGCAGCUCUGGAGGCUUCUGGUGCUAGCGGCUUCGUUCUAGUUGCUUCUCCAACAGUUGGUACAUUCAGGAAGAACCGUACAGUGAAAGGAAAGAAGCAACCUCAGAUCUGCAAAGAGGGUAAUAUGAUUAAAGAAGGACAGGUGAUUGGAUAUUUAGAUCAGUUUGGCACUGAACUUCCGGUGAAGACUGAUGUAGCUGGCGAAGUUCUAAAGAUUCUUUUUAAUGACGGAGAAAUUGUAGUUGUGACAUCAAAGACAAUUCUGUUGGAUACAAGGACCCUCUUAUCGCUGUGCUACCAUCAUUUCCCGGCAUCCAGAAGUAAAACUCAUCCUGCAAUGCUUCAGUAACAUCCUGGUCCUAUUAUUGGCAGCCUCGAGGAUCAACGCUCCUAUUGCUUUUCUUUUUGCUGUGGCGGUGCUUUGCCCUUGCAAUCUUAUGGCUCAGAGAAUGGCAGUGUCUUUCUGUUGCUUUGUUUGCUUUGUGAAGUAGAUUUAGAUAUUGAGCAAUAAACGAUGAAAAAAGCAGGCAUUUUUAGUCUCUCCAGAACUUACCAUAUUUUGUACUUCCUUUGUAUUGAGUAUGUUUUUUUCUUUUUUUUGCUCGAGGAUGCAAAACUGUAUCUUUUUACCUGAGCAAACAAUUCAAACGUUCUCGUGAACAGACCUUCAUCAUUAGUCAUUGCUGAC